Messenger RNA from Pyricularia grisea, 312 nucleotides. RefSeq lists its product as uncharacterized. The record is from RefSeq and is a predicted model, not a curated record. The coding region runs from base 1 to 312 and encodes 103 amino acids. The transcript is spliced from 2 exons. NCBI's taxonomy places the organism in Eukaryota, Fungi, Ascomycota, Sordariomycetes, Magnaporthales, Pyriculariaceae.
AUGCGCACGACGACGAGUGGACUUUUAACUCCCAGUGUAGCUCGCAAUGGCAUGGGUUCUGGCACUACGCCGACCAAAACGAGCAGCUGUACUUUAUGGGUCGCACAGCCGAUGACCUUUCUCUUUUUAGAGCUCAUAGAGACGCUGCGGUAUCAAAGAAUAUCGCCCAACGACAUAAUUGAGAGAGAUAUACUCAUUGUAUGGUCCGGAUAUAUCAAGCAGUGCGAGAGCCUUCCGGAUGACAAGGUAGCCGAGUUGCACGAGCUGUACAAGACACAAAAACCCUCAAAUAUCGGUUCAAAUGUUACAUGA